UGCUGAAAAAGACUAAUUUGGACAACCGGACAAACAUUUGAUACCACAAUAAUCGUGGCUUUUGAACAAGGCAUGCUAGAGGAACGGCAUAGUUGUAAGUAUUCAAGAGGGUGGGGCUAUUCCUCAGACAUGGUGCUUUAAUGGUCAAACAGCCAGCCUUUAAAAUUCAAAGAGUGAUUCCCCUACCAACGAAACUGAGGUUAACCUGGUAGAGUAACAGAUAACAAACCUGGGAGAGUAACAGAUAACAAACCUCCGGCACCUCUAUCAGCACCCAGCCGCAUGGGUGCGGCUGCACAUCACGUGAACAAAAGUUUAUAAACCCAGAGCAAAACUUGACGUUAUUGAUAUUCGGCGGUUCACCGAAAUCACUUGAAUCAGCACCGUCACCUUCAAUUCAGCACAAUAACACAGCAUCGAUUCUACUAAUAGCUGCUUUCCCCCCAAUCACAUGUUACUUAGCCGCCGGUUGCCCAUGCCGGGCGGAAAGGCAUGUCGGUACCUCAACACCUUCUCCGCGCUACGCCAAGAGCCGCGGGUGAACGAGGUCGGGAUCCAGUACAUCUCUGCCCAACUCCAUAACCUGGUGUUUCCGGGAAACCCCAUUGACCCCAAAACGCUAAAAGCACGGCUCGGCGCAAAAUCGAGUAAGAGCCGAGGAAGCUCUACAACCCUGCCGGCCCAUCUCCAGGAGAAGAUCGCGCUAGCGCGAAAGUACCUCGCCAAUAAUGAUUUGUUAGGCAAAAAGACACUCAUUACGGACCCCAUCGCCUUUGAUAUCCCACCGUUGCAGGGCCGCGACUUGGACGAGCACUUUCACCGCUUGGGCCUCUUCUGUGCGGAUCCGUAUCUCGAGUACGCCACGACGUUCUCCCAGAAAUCUACGCCCAGCCUUCCCCAGGAAGACGCAUGGAUAUUCCAAUCGGGCUGGACACGGUACGCCAAGGGGAAAAAACCUUGCAAGGUGGAGUAUCCGCUUGAGGAGAAGCUCGUGUUUGACGUAGAAUGCCUAUACAAGCUCUCGCCUUAUCCGGUGAUGGCGACUGCCGUGAGCGAGACAGCGUGGUACGCGUGGGUUUCGCCGUUUCUCACCAAAGAGUCGACCCUGAUGGAGCACUUGAUCCCCAUGGGGUGCCAUGGGGCUCCGAAGUUGAUUGUGGGGCACAACGUGGGCUACGACCGGUCACGAAUUCUUGAAGAGUACCACAUGACGCAGUCGAAGGCAUUUUACCUCGACACAAUGAGUCUCCACGUAGCCAUCAACGGAUUGAGCUCGCGGCAGCGCGGGUCCUGGAUGAAGCACAAGAAGAAGUUGCGUACGGCCGACGAGUACAUCCGCGAAGAGGCGAAUUCCGGCUUUGAUAUCAACGAGACCGAUGUUUCUGACUUGAUGAAUGACAUCUCUGUGGACCGAGAGGAUGACCCGUGGUUGGAGGUGACUAGCAUGAACUCCUUGGCCUACGUGGCCGAGCUUCACUGUGGAGUCACGAUGGACAAAGCGGACCGCGACUACUUCUCGCUCGAGGACGCGGAGCCCAUCCGCGAGAACUUUGCGCGAUUGAUGCUGUACUGUGCCACAGACGUCGACACCACGUUCCAGGUGUUUGCCAAGACGUUUCCAAAGUUCCGCGAGCACGUGCCGCACCCGGUGUCCUUCGCCGCAUUGCGCCAGAUUGGGACGUCGUUCUUGCCCACUACGCGCAAGUGGGAUGCGUUUGUGGCCAACUCCGAGGCGGUGUACCAGCAGAGCAUUGUUAAGGUCGAGCAGCGGUUGCGCGACCUAGCAGAGGAGGCGGUGCUCAUGCGAGAAGACGCAUCUGAACCUUGGAAGGAUGACUUUUGGUUGUCGCAGCUUGACUGGAAGAUCACCCCGAUGCAAUACACCAAAAAGGGCCUUCCGCGCAAGAACCAGCGCAUGCCGGGGUAUCCCGAGUGGUACAAGUCGCUCUGUCCGACCGGCUCCGACAAAGCCGUGGUCAAGAGCAAGGGCAGGAUCGCCUGCCUUCUCUUCAAGCUCCAAUGGGAGGGAUGUCCCAUUGUCUGGUUCGACAGUCAAGGCUGGUGCUUCCAAGUGCCCCUUAGCAGGGUCCAGGAGAUGAUAAAGAAGAACUACAACGUGUGUGAGUUUCGCACAGGUCGGGAGGAGGUCCGGCGCCGUGCAGAGGAUCGUCGGCUCCAGCGGCUCAUCCAGAAAGAGCUCAACCCCGAGAUGGAGAUGAAGCCGGAGAUCGAGGUUGAACCUGAGGUCAAAGCCCCGAAACCGAAGAAACGGGAGAAAACUGGCCCAAAGAAGGUGAGUGACUUUGAGGCCACUGAGACAGAUCUUGCGCUUCUGGAAAAGUUGCGGGGAAACUUUGAGUAUGAGUUGUUUCGGGUCCCGCACCCCGACGGCCCGAAUCAGCGGUGUGCAAUUUUGAUGAGCAAGGCGUACCAUAAGUUUGCUGAAAAGGGAAUAUUGACGUCGCAGUUUGAACACGCACAGCAGGCAUUUGUUCUGAACUCCAUGUCCUCCUAUUGGGUGUCGUCCCGUCUGAGAAUUGCGCAGCAGUUUGUUGUGUACAACGAUGAUCAAAAGAACAAGCGAGACUUCGGCACCGAGUCCAAAAUGGGGAUCAUCCUCCCGAAAAUCCAGUCGAUGGGAACGGUAACUCGUAGAUCUGUUGAAAACACCUGGCUCACCGCCUCCAACGCCAAGAAGACUAGAAUCGGGUCCGAGUUGAAAUCCUUGAUCGAGGCUCCACCAGGCUACUGCUUUGUGGGCGCCGAUGUAGACUCCGAAGAGCUCUGGAUCGCAUCCUUGGUCGGUGACUCGAUCUUUAAGCUUCACGGCGGCACGGCGUUGGGCUGGAUGACGCUUGAAGGGACCAAGAGCGAGGGCACGGAUUUGCACUCCAAGACCGCUAACAUUUUGGGAAUCAGCAGAAACGAAGCCAAGGUAUUUAACUACGGGCGGAUCUACGGGGCCGGAUUGAAGUUUGCAUGCACAUUGUUAAAGCAGUUCAAUCCGACGUUGACCGAGGAACAGGCCGCAGAGACGGCCCAGAAGUUGUACGAUGCGACCAAGGGUAAACGACUUCCCUCAGGGCCGAAGUUUGCCGGCAAGAUGACUUGGUUCGGUGGCAGUGAAAGCGUGGUGUUUAAUCGGUUGGAGAUGAUUGCGGAGCAAGAGGUGCCUCGGACGCCGAUUUUGGGAGCAGGGAUCACCCAGGCGUUGACCAAAAAAUAUUUAAAGGUCAACAGCUACUUGCCGUCACGUAUUAACUGGGCGAUCCAGUCGUCCGGCGUGGAUUACUUGCACUUGCUUCUCGUUGGGAUGGAGUACCUCAUUCGCUUGUACAAAGUCGACGCCAGAUUACUCAUUACGGUCCACGAUGAGGUGCGGUACAUGGUGAAGGAAGAGGACAAGUACAAAACUACGUUAUUAAUGCAGAUCUGCAACUUGUGGACCAGAGCGAUGUUUGCACAGCAGUUAGGGAUCAGUGAGAUCCCUCAGUCCUGUGCGUUCUUCAGCGCCGUCGACGUGGACCACGUAUUGCGUAAGGAGGUUGAUAUGGAUUGUGUCACGCCUUCCAACCUGGUACCUAUCCGACCAGGCGAGUCGUUGACCAUCGAAGAAACGUUGACAAAGUGUGCCACGUCUCACGGCUCUCUCUUAGGCGAGGCUGAUUCGUUGGAUUUGUCUCACUAUGAGUACUCUCCGCGUGUCCCAGUGUUUGCUGAUAUUGAUAGCCAGUACUCCCCGUCAAUGUUGAAUCGGUUUAUCGAGUUGCAAGUGGCCAAGGAUGAGGAUGAGUUCAAGGCCGUUCGGAGAAAGUCUAGACAGAUGCAACAGUAUGCCCCCCAGGACGACGAAAGCGGUUAUUUAAAAAAAGAACCGGUGGUGAAAACCAAAGCCGUCCCCACAGCGGUAAAAGCUAGGACUUCACUGAAAACUAAGGGUGCUAUAGUGAUUACGCCGCCUGAUACAAUGUACGAGGAGUAUUUGGCAAAACGGACUGAGCUGAGCUACACACCAGAGUUUGAAGAGGGCCCAUUGGACGCGUUAGAGUUUGAGAUGAUGCAGAAGUACGAAGACCAGAUGUUCAAGCGGAAGAAGACACCAGAGCGGAAAUACCAGCGGUACUAAGCACGUGGUAGAUAUUAUGUCAGCAGUGGAAGCCAUGGAAGGUUUCUACUGUUGUAUAUGUAAAUAGAAUUGUUUCCCAUUUUUUUGUUCGAUUGGGUUUAAUAUAUGGUUACCGGGACAAAGGAAUUUGGCGUAACAUUAUAGGAGACGAGGUCGAGGAGCUAGUGUAUAUACACUUUUUCAGCAACCGCCCAAAUAUGUAAAUGCUUCGAAUUCUAAGAUCU
Molecule: messenger RNA, 4350 nt
Organism: Babjeviella inositovora NRRL Y-12698
Lineage: Eukaryota; Fungi; Ascomycota; Pichiomycetes; Serinales
Product: DNA-directed DNA polymerase gamma
Exons: 1
Coding region: 476-4126 (1216 amino acids)
Biological process (GO): mitochondrial DNA replication
Cellular component (GO): gamma DNA polymerase complex; mitochondrion
Molecular function (GO): DNA-directed DNA polymerase activity; DNA binding; 3'-5' exonuclease activity
Source: RefSeq, a predicted model, not a curated record